AUGCAUUUCAGAAUCAAGGUUGUGGGAUUCAAACACAUUCCCAUGGCUACAUACAAAGUUCAGACUGUUGUUUUCUUUGCGUUGUUGGGUUUAGGCAUUUGUUCUGCCACCAGAGCCCUCCUCACUCUUGAAGGAGGCGUUGGCUACAAUGUGGGGUCAGGCGCUGCCGUAGGCUAUGGUGGAGGCCACGGCGGUGGCGCGGGAUAUGGAGUCGGCGGCGCCGGAUCUGUAGGCGAGCAUGGGGGUGCUGGAUAUGGAAGUGGAGGUGGUGAAGGAGGUGGGGCUGGUUAUGGUGGUGGAGUAGAACAUGGAGGUGGGUAUGCUGGUGGUGGAGGCGGCGGAAGUGGCGGCGGCGGGGGAGCUGGUUAUGGUGCAGGCGGAGAGCAUGGUGGCGGUUAUGGUGGAGGAGGUGGAACUGGCGGCGGCUACGGGGCUGGCGGAGAGCAUGGUGGUGGUUAUGGUGGAGGAGGUGGAACUGGCGGCGGCUACGGGGCUGGCGGAGAGCAUGGUGGUGGUUAUGGUGGAGGAGGUGGAACUGGCGGCGGCUACGGGGCUGGCGGAGAGCACGGUGGAGGUUAUGGUGGAGGAGGUGGAACUGGAGGCGGCUACGGGGCUGGCGGAGAGCAUGGUGGCGGUGGAGGUGGAGGUAGCGGAGGUGGUGGUGGAGCAGGUUAUGGUGCGGGAGGAGCCGCAGGUGGUGGUUAUGGCAGUGGGGGAGGAGCAGGUGGGGGAGCUGGUGGAGAACACGGUGGUGGUGGAGGUGGAGGUAGCGGAGGUGGCGGCGGAACGGGUUACGGAGAGGGAGGAGCCGCAGGUGGUGGUUAUGGCAGUGGGGGAGGAGUAGGUGGGGGAGCUGGCGGAGAGCAUGGUGGUGGUGGAGGUGGAGGUAGCGGAGGUGGCGGUGGAAAGGGUUACGGCGGGGGAGGAGCCGCGGGUGGUGGUUAUGGCAGUGGCGGAGGAGCCGGUGGGGGAGCUGGCGGAGCGCAUGGUGGUGGUGGAGGUAGCGGAGGUGGCGGUGGAGCUGGUUACGGCGAGGGAGGAGCAGCUGGUGGUGGUUAUGGCAGCGGUGGAGGAGCUGGUGGGGGAGCCGGUGGGGCGCAUGGUGGCGGAUAUGGUGGUGGAGCAGGCGGCGGAGGUGGAGAAGGAUAUGGUGCUGGAGGAGCAGGAGGCGGUGGUUAUGGUAGUGGUGGGGGAGCCGGAGGGGGGCAUGGUGGUGGAUACGGUGGCGGCGGCGGAGAGGGUGGUGGCCAUGGUGGCUACAUUCCUUGAUAAUACUGCCUUCUAUCAGUCAGUUGCUCACUCUAUUGGGAAUUGUUGUUGGGGAUGGCUUGGUGGCUACUGUAACAUUAUAAUUCCAAUAAUAAUAAUAACAAUAUGAAUAUAUAUUAUAUUAUUUAAAGUUUGGGAAAAAGAGGAGAUUGUAUUCUCGAUCUUCUCUUGAGUAUUAUAUAAAUUUCGCAUUUUGACUUUCA
Molecule: messenger RNA, 1472 nt
Organism: Diospyros lotus (date-plum)
Lineage: Eukaryota; Viridiplantae; Streptophyta; Magnoliopsida; Ericales; Ebenaceae
Product: glycine-rich cell wall structural protein 1.8-like
Exons: 1
Coding region: 1-1269 (422 amino acids)
Source: RefSeq, a predicted model, not a curated record